AUGCUAAUCGUCCAGGAUCUCAAGACAGGGAAACAGACGUGGCGCUCGACCAAGUAUCGAUUCUCCAACUCCCCCACCAAACCCCGUCGAGUACGCCCAGGGCUUAUCGUCAUGAAGUUCGGCGAGCAGCUGCGUUCCAGCAUCAUCCGCGAAUAUCAAUGGUACUACAUCGACUAUGAUGGCCUCAAGGCCGACCUGAAGCGCCCCAGCGGCACCCCCUCGGCUGCCUCCAAUGGCAACGGCAAGGACAACACCGGAAAGAAGUCGAGGGGCGAGUGGACAGAGGAGGAUGAAAGUCGCUUCGUCAGCAAGCUCGAGUCCGAGCUCGACAAGGUCCAUACCAAGCAGCAGGUCAAGGCCAUGGAGAUCUCGAGGAGGAUAGCUGUCAGCGAGCGCGAAGUCAGAGACGUCGUCACCCGCUUGAACGAGCGAGGUUUGGGCGACGAUGGGCCGACGGAGGAGGAGUUCAUGCUGCUGGAGGAGGAUCUUAGCGAUAUUAUUGCCGAUGUCCACGAUCUUGCCAAAUCAUCAAGAAGCACGACAAAUGACGGGUGGCGGUUGAAGCCCGUAUUCGACACACGUCUCAAGGCGAAGCCAUUCUACAAGGAGAACUACGAUGCAUCGGUCGUCAAGUUGUCAAAGCUGUACGACUUGGUCAGGACAAGAGGAAACCCCGUCAAGGGCGACAGCUCUGCUGGUGGAAGCCAAGGCAGCUUUAUCCGACAUACCACCAAGUACUGGGUGCACCCCGACAACGUCACCGAACUCAAGUUGAUCAUCCUCAAGCAUUUGCCUGUUCUUGUCUUCAACCCUAGCAAGGAAUUCGAAGAGGCCGACACUGCCAUCACAUCCAUCUACUACGACAACCCCGAGACAUGGGACCUAUACGAGGGCCGAUUGAAGAAGACCGAGGGUGCCGAGGCCAUUCGUCUGCGCUGGUACGGUGGAAUGCAAAACGAGACCAUCUUCGUCGAACGGAAGACCCACAGAGAAGACUGGACCGGUGAAAAGUCCGUCAAGGCCCGUUUUGCGCUGAAAGAAAAGAACGUCAACGCCUACAUGCGCGGCGAGCUUCUCCCCGCUGCCAUCUUCGAGAAGGCUCGUAAGGAAGGCAAGAAGUCAGAAAAGGCCAUUGCGGAAGACGAGCGUCUCGCCUCCGAGAUCCAGUACACCGUCCUUAAGAAGGGCUACAAGCCAGUCUGCCGCUCCUUCUACCACCGCACGGCCUUCCAGCUCCCGGCCGACGCCCGUGUGCGCAUCUCGCUCGAUACCGAGCUGACCAUGAUCCGCGAAGACAACCUUGACGGUGUCCAGCGCUCCGGCGACAACUGGCGGCGCAUGGACAUCGGCAUCGACUAUCCCUUCUCCCAGCUUCCUCCCAGUGACAUCGUCCGUUUCCCUUACGCCGUCCUCGAAGUCAAGCUGCAGACGCAGCUCGGCCAGGAACCGCCCGAGUGGGUGCGCCAGCUCAUCUCCAGCCACUUGGUGGAAGCCGUCCCCAAGUUCUCCAAGUUCAUCCACGGCACCGCCACCCUCUUUCCCGACCGCAUCCACCUCCUGCCCUUCUGGAUGCCCCAGAUGGACGUCGACAUCCGCAAGCCGCCCACACACAACUUUGGCAUCAAGCGUCUCGAACACUCCACCACGACCAGCACUUCCGACGUCGACGAAGAUGACGACUACGAUUCCGACGACGAUAACGUGACCGCCACCGGCAGCCAAGACAGCCAGAACGGCGAGACCAGCGCUCAAGGCUCUGCUAGGAAUCGCCGGGCUCGUGGCGGUCUGACCGCUAACGAUGUGGAAGACCAGACCGUUGAGCGGGCUUCCAACGAAGACACCUACCUGUACGAUUCCGACGAUGAGUCCGAUGAUGAAAGGCUCGAGGUUGCUAGGCGAGUUGGUGGAUGGACGUAUUACUCCACCCUUUGGCAAACACGCGCGAACGCUUUGGCGAGGGGGACAUGGUCAGUUCUUAAGGCGAUGGCUCCUGUGCCUAGAGCGACGGAAGUACCUAGGAACGCAAGGCUGGAGAGUUUGUUGGGCGCGGGCGAGAUUCAUCAGAAGAGGUUCAAGGCGCCCAAGGGCAAGAAGAUUUAUGUGCCGGUGAGGGUGGAGCCCAAGGUGUAUUUCGCUGCUGAGAGGACGUUUUUGGGAUGGCUCGAAUACUCAAUCUACAUCGGCACCAUAGCCGUCACCCUCCUCAACUUCAGCUCCAGUGACAAGGGCGGUGGAAGAGGCUCCUUCUUCGCUGCCGGCGCUUUCACCUUGCUGGCCAUCAUGUCGCUGUGCUACGCCGUGGUCAUUUACCUCUACCGCAGCCGCGCGAUCAGGACGAGAAAGGCGGCCAAGUAUUACGAUAAGUGGGGACCGAGUAUCCUCUGCGCGUCGCUGUUUGUGGCGGUGGUGUUGAACUUUGUUUUUGAAGGGAGGGGGAGGGGGGUUUGGUGA
Messenger RNA from Sordaria macrospora k-hell, 2451 nucleotides. The record is from RefSeq and is a predicted model, not a curated record. Lineage: Eukaryota; Fungi; Ascomycota; Sordariomycetes; Sordariales; Sordariaceae.